Molecule: messenger RNA, 1449 nt
Organism: Capronia coronata CBS 617.96
Lineage: Eukaryota; Fungi; Ascomycota; Eurotiomycetes; Chaetothyriales; Herpotrichiellaceae
Exons: 2
Coding region: 1-1449 (482 amino acids)
Molecular function (GO): protein binding
Source: RefSeq, a predicted model, not a curated record
AUGGACCAGCUUCCUGCUGAACUGGUCACCUACCUCUGUCAGUUUCUGACAAGGCCGUCUCUGGCCUCUUUCCGUCUCACAUGCAGAGCAUUCGCCGCCCUAGCAGAAGAACAUCUAUUCCAUGAUUUUGAGUUUCGACUCUACCCAAGUCUGCGCAGGUUGCGCCAACUUGAAGAGCUCGCAGCCAAUCGAUCGAUAGCAUCUAGAUUGAGGUGCAUCACCUAUGAGUCGGGCAUCCCGCUAGAGUACGCCGACCAUCGAUAUUGGCAAGCUCAAGUGUACCAGGAAAAGAGCAGCGCUUGGGAGCGAAGCCUAGCUGCUCAAGGGAAUGCUCGUGAUACAUAUAUGGAGUUUCACGAGGCCCUUCAGGCCAGGUUCACCCCAGAACUUUCCCGCCGCUAUGACCUUUACCGGUGGCACCUAGACCAACAGGCCGCAAUUAUGGCCGAGAGCGGCAUUCGACAGGUCUUGAUGUGGGCGAUGGACAAAUUGAGCCACUCGAGUCCCAUAUUGCGGUUCAAGCUGAUCAUGGCUGAGCCUCAGAUCCAACUCGAGGAAUUGGAGGCUUUCCGCCCCAAAGAGGAGGCGAACAGCAACCCUUAUGACCCCGAUCCCCGUCGAAGAGUAGUCAACCGACGUCAACACUGUCUGGAUCAUUUCAUCAAUUUCCUCGAUGCGGCCAGGCGUUCACGGUGCAACGUAUCAGACCUAACGGCCGUCGACAUGCCUCAUCAGCUUCUGACAGUUGACAGCGUUCAUGGGAGGCAGGUUCUCGAAGAGAUCUUCAAAGGCCUGAAGAGGCUGAACAUCAAAGUCAGUGAGUUCCCUCAUAGCGAUUGGCUUUCUCGGGGUGGUAUGUGGGAAGUAUAUUUUGGAGGCCGGAAUUUGGCAGCUCAAAGGCUGAGGAUGUUAUUGGAUUCUCCCUCAACACUUGAACACUUGAGUCUCGAGUUCCCUGUGGGCAGAGAAGCGGAAUUCUCGUUCGAGCUCUUUGACCGAACGAACCUUGAUCGCUUUCCACGGUCUUGGCUGCCACGGUUGAAAUCUCUCACUCUUUGUCACUUUCGAAGUCCCUACGAUGACUUGGAGGCUUUUCUUGCCGAGGGCAAGAACAUCGAGGCUUUGGUGUUGAAACAUGGUCGACUGGAAAACGGGGCUAUGACAACUCUGCUGGACUAUCUGUCCCAAAGGCGUCUUCCCAGUGUCUCGCUCCUCGGCACCUGGUACGUUGAUAGGGACUGUGGGGAGUGGCAUUCUCACAGCGAACAAGACUUCACGGAUUGCCUCGCUGCGACAUCGUACGAAGGGCCCUAUGCGCACAUGGCACAUCAUCAGAACGAUAGCAGUCCUCCUUGUGGCAAGACCAAUCUCACCCGGAAGUGCGGGUUCAUCAGGCUGAUGAUUGAUACUGUGAUCAUAUCUGAUCGGAUCAUCCUCACCAUGUACUAG